Messenger RNA from Aplosporella prunicola CBS 121167, 2672 nucleotides. RefSeq lists its product as uncharacterized. NCBI's taxonomy places the organism in Eukaryota, Fungi, Ascomycota, Dothideomycetes, Botryosphaeriales, Aplosporellaceae. The transcript has 2 exons. Bases 41 to 2563 code for a protein of 840 amino acids. The record is from RefSeq and is a predicted model, not a curated record.
CUCUAAAUGUGCGUUACACUUACUUCAACGUACCUCCAUCAUGUAUCCACUAUUAUCGAUGAGCUCGGUGACCUUCACACAAGAAAAAGUCGAAAGGAUUCUGAGAGAAGUUCCCUACAAAGUUGCAAACAAAAUCAGAAAUCUUGGAUCUCUUUCCGACUCAGACCCGCAACCCCAAUACGAACUGAUUCCGAUCCCGUACACCGUUUGGUCUACAGAGCAUGAGCUCGAUGAGGGCGCAAAUCUCAUUGGUUAUAACACGGUCGAUCGACGAAAGCGGGCAUUUAAUGAAGUCAAGACAUACUGCGAUGCUCUUCAAGAUCACUCUGGUCACGUGGAUUGCCUGGACGCUUCUUUCACCAAACUUCUUGAGUUUAAUUUCAAACCUCCCGAGGGAAUGGACAGUGUUGUCAAAGAGACAUGCCACCUCCUCGAACGACUACCUGCAGUGCCACCAAUGCUGGGCAUCGACACACCUUCAACGUCCAACAUUUAUGCCGGUUUCUUUGUCGAAGGAUCGCCGCAAUUCUGGGAAAAUCUCAGGGUCGUGAGAUUUGUGGACUCAAACAUUAUUCGCCUUGCAAUGCUUAUUGUUAUUGAAUCAAGAAAAGAGCGACAUAUCUGGAACCGCAAGAUCGUGGAAUACAUCGACCUCAUUGGGGAGCUCUUUGGGGUAGCUUCUGAGCAGGCUUCCUCUUCACAGCUUCCAAUUACUGAACUGGCUAUUCUACGGCAGUUUCUGUGGACCGGUUGGCAGCGAGCAGUCCUUUUGAACUUCUACUACACGCUGACGAGCGAAACUACGUCAGUGAGUCCCAACCAUCGGGAAAGGAGUCUCGUCCUUGGCGUCCAACUAAACGCUUCAUUAAGGGAAGCUUUACAAUCCAAAUCGGUCCAAAGCUCUUCUGGGACAAAAGCGGAGUACAUGUGUAGCUGGGCCUUUGAAUUACUACGGACCGACCGUGCGGCGGUGGCUCAAGACUUCCGGGUAUUUCACGAGCGUUAUAAUGCUGUUCUCGGUCAUUUGCCGCCACGGUGCAUUGUCAACCGUGGGUCUCUGAUGAAGAACUUGGGCCCCAAGCAAUGCAAAGGAAAAUAUCCAACACAAUGUCAAAGGUUUAGAGGCAUGAAAAUCACCAACCAAUCUGCGCAUGCCUUGCCAUGUCGAGGCAACUGUCCUCGACUUUACUGGGACGAAUAUUCAUACAGGAAUAUAUCUGGGGCUCGUGCCGUUUCUAUUGUGCAUACCAAAGAGCAACAUUCUUUACUCUGGUAUUGCAAAGCAUCGGAUACAACCAUGGCCAUCUCGCAUGUUUGGAGUCAUGGGCAAGGCGGAAGGCCCGAAGCAGAGGGCACAGGGUUUAACACCUGUUUGCAUCACCGCUACAGAAGAAUAGCCAGAUCUCUUGGAUGCGACUCGUACUGGAUGGAUACGCCCUGUAUUCCACAAGACCAUGAUCUGAGACAUGAAGCCAUAAUGGAAAUAAACAACAUCUUUACCAACAGCAAGGUAACCUUGGUGUGCGACCGCGACAUAAUGAGCAUAGACGUCAGUGACCUGACAGUAGAGCGACAAGAGUCUAUCCUCUCAGCACUGCUAGUCUGUGACUGGAACGUAAGAGCAUGGACAUAUCUAGAGUCAGUGAAAGGCCGCGACAACAUUUUUCUACUUUGCAAAAAUGACGCAGUGCUCAGGCUCGGAGACAUACUGAAGACCGUCUACGACAAAGGCAACAUGUCAAUUGCAGUGCUGUUUCUUACAGCCCAGCACCUCUUACCGCGAGGACUGUAUUCGGCUCCGACCGGGGACACUAAAGCCGAAGGCGAUCAUUUCUGGGGAGGUAUGGAAGUCGAGGAUGCGGCCAACAACCUCAGCCACCGGCACGCAUCCCGCCCCGGCGACGAAGUCGUCAUUUGGAGUCUCCUUACGCUAUCAGUCACUGUCGGCUCAGAUGCGCUCAAGUUCUGGAAGUUACGCAUUGGAAGCCACGUCCCUACUGGCUUCUUGAUCUCGAGCAGUCCGCGUAUUGGCUACAAGAGUGAGGAAAAUUUAGGUUUUGGGUGGGCGCCAUGCCGCCCAGACCUACCGGAACGGAAGCGGUGGUGGCAGCGUGAAACGUUCCAUUUUGCCUUCGAUGGCGUCGACACUGAAUACGCGCGGAUCAACGAAGAUGGGUUGAGCGGACAGUGGGUCUCCCGUGUUUUCGACGCACACCCGCCUUGGCCUCACGUAAUCUGGGACUGGGGUAUGCAAGGCACCAGCGCGGAGUUCCGCAUGCUACGGCGCGUUGCGUCGAUGAUACCGAGGCGGUUUUACUGGGGCGCACUGCUUGCUCCUGCGGAUUACGAGCGAAGCACUUCUGUUGAUCCAGUUCUCUACCGUGGCAAGGCUGACGGCACUGUGCUUGCUGUUGUUGCAUCGCAUGGUAUGGAAGACGGGAUUUUGAUGCGGUAUUCCAUGCCCGAAGAGAAUCAGCAGCCGUGGUACUGGAUAGGCGUGGUUGAGUGGCCGAAGUCGAUUCCUUUGCCAAAGUUUCAGCGGGAGGCGUUCCUGAUUGUCUAAGAAAUAGCGAUAAAUUCUUGAUUUGAGAGUGCGGGGUCUGCAGCGCCAGUAACCAUCUAUAUAAUUGACAUCCAUCCUGCCAAUGGCUUUUUACUUGUUGCUAAAGCUU